GACGUCACUGGCAUACAGAACAUAUAACACAGAUUGAAGAAAAGUCAGUAGUCAGUUUGUAAAGAUCAUUCAAUAUAAUUCGAUUAUUUUGUCUUGUGUGUUUAUUUGAAUCCAUGUGUAUUUUGUUCUGUAUUAUUCCCGUUAAUAAUUGAUUCAUUAAUUAAUAAUACGUGUUGAAAGUGAAUUCAUACAAAAUAUUGAAAUAAAGUGAAACGAGACAAACAUGAAGAAUUUGAGAACUGCUAUGCUAUUCGUCGUUGUCCUCAUAUUGGGACGCCAUGCCUUGAGUGCCACUGCUUCUGCAAUUCCUAUGUGGGAAUUCCUCUCGAAGGGUGAGAAAAUGAGUUACUUGUUAAGAAUAUUCAGCCUACAGGUGGCCAAGUACUGUAUGGAUUCUUCAAUGCCAGAUUGUAAUAAAAAUUUAUUGCUUACCGGGAUACGGAACUUAGGUAACAUGGAAAAUAAUGUUCUUGAUAAAUUGGAUCCGUAUCAACGUGACGCGAAAGGACUUAUUUGGCGUGCCAUGAUAAAAAACGCAUAUAAUACAAGAGUCGCUCACAAGCCAGAUGAAUUUUACUUCUCCGUCGGAACAGAUUCAUUAGCUAUCAGUGAUAGCGAUAUAAAUGGUAUUGGAGAAGAAACAAUGACAACACGUGAUCGUAUUCAAUUAUCUUCUAAACACGCUGGUCCCUUCCUGGUCGGACCAAUGGUAAUUCGAGUAUACCCGGAUGGUCGACCAGUUCCAGAAGAUUUGAUGCGUCCUUUGCCUCGAGAUGAAGAUAUGGAAGAAUUCAGACAUUCUCAAAUACCCUCAUUUGAAAAAAUGGAAACUAAUAAAGAUAUUUUCUUCGAAAAACAAUUAAAAGAAAGCACACUUAUAGAACCUAAUAAUCAUGGGUUGCCUCAAGAGAAGAUUGUUCGAAAUAAUCAUUCACUAUUUAAGAGACGAUUACCACAAGAAGUAAUUGUAAAGCGUAAGAUACGGUAUUAUUGAAUAGUAUCUAAAAUUUAAAUUCAUUAGAUAGUCUUAAAAAUCUUCGUUGUGAAUAUUUGUAAAAUUCAUCGAAUAUUUGGGUUUUUAGAAAUAAUGAAAAUGGAAUGUUUAGUGAAAACUUUUCUUUAAAAAAAGUUAGAACAUUAGAGAUGUGUAAAUAGUUAAAAUAUAUAAAAGAUAAAAACUAAAUAUUUAGUUAUUAAAUGUACUUAGAAAAUUUGAAGAUUUACUGGUAUAAAAAAUAAUAUUUUUUUCAGAUAUAAUGAAGUCACACUUAAAA
Messenger RNA from Apis dorsata (giant honeybee), 1274 nucleotides. RefSeq names its product rhythmically expressed gene 5 protein (gene Reg-5). NCBI's taxonomy places the organism in Eukaryota, Metazoa, Arthropoda, Insecta, Hymenoptera, Apidae. The record is from RefSeq and is a predicted model, not a curated record. The transcript has 5 exons. Bases 224 to 994 code for a protein of 256 amino acids.